Cydia pomonella (codling moth) is the source of this 1143-nucleotide messenger RNA. RefSeq lists its product as uncharacterized. Lineage: Eukaryota; Metazoa; Arthropoda; Insecta; Lepidoptera; Tortricidae. The transcript has 3 exons. The record is from RefSeq and is a predicted model, not a curated record. Bases 205 to 708 code for a protein of 167 amino acids.
UUCGAUUUAAUUUAAAUCUUUUACCUAUUAUAGUUCUUGAAUUACAGACCACUGACAAACAGAAAAACAGCGGCUGCUUAGUAAUAGCAUUUGUCACUUCGUUACGUAUAUCAAUCAUUAUUAUUUAUAGUCUUAAAGACGAAUCGUUUAAUCUAUUAUAGAAUUUAAUCUGCCUAAACGAUUGGCUACCCUACACGCUAUAUAAUGGUGUCGGCGUUGCUAGCUCGUCAUUCCGCCGUCGCCGCCGCCGCCAUGUCGCUGUCGCCGCUCGCCCGCUUGCUGCUUGCGUUCGCCGCGUUGCUCGCCGCGGCAAAUGCUAAAAUCACUCUCAUUGAUAUAGGAUUGGGAGCAAAAUGCGUCAAAUUUAUUAUGGAGAUUCCUUCAAGAGCUGUGUCUUACCAACCUUCGGACCAUGGUCCUAGAUUUACGAUGAAGUCUCACGGGCACAGUCAACCACUGACAUUAAUUCCCAACAAAUGUGCUGCGUACAACGAAGAGAUAGCCAGGCAGACGGUGGAGGUAUGCAACGAGUUCCCCACCCCUUACGGACCCCAACCCUUACCACCGACAGUCCAGGCCCUCGCUGACAACGUGCUGUCACCCGUGUUCGCGUCCUGCGGCGACGACACUGAGUGUGGACCUCUGCUUUGGAAAAUCCAGCAGGAUUGCAGAAUCCCUGUUAGACCACUCAUCUCAAGUCUCUACUAAUAGAUGGCGCUUUAAAGGCAACUCGGUUCCACACGGUUAUGUUUUUAUUUGACUUCUUUAAGUAUUUUCUUUUUUUGAGUUUUUAUUCUUUUUGCAGUUUCGCAGUGCCUUGGUAGGCAGUAAUAUUGCGCUACAGUAAUAAUUUAAUGGGGACACGGCCGCGGUUUAAUUGUGACUACGUUUAUGACGUCUAUGAUGACGUUCAUGUAAAUUAAUAAUAUCUACUUCCUUCCUAAAGUUACUUCUAGCGGCCUAUAAUUUUGCGAGAAAAAAUAAGCCAACGUUUUGUGAGAUCUAGUGUGUAUAUUUACUUAUUAUAUGUGUGGUCUGUGCCCAGUUAAAAUCUGAAGUCCAGUGAGACUAAUUCCCAAAAUCUUAAUAUUAUAUUAAAUCAUAAUUUCUUACUUUUUUUUAAUAAUAAAAGUGUAAGUUAAA